This is a messenger RNA of Numida meleagris (helmeted guineafowl), 2966 nucleotides long. RefSeq names its product atypical chemokine receptor 2 (gene ACKR2). The record is from RefSeq and is a predicted model, not a curated record. NCBI's taxonomy places the organism in Eukaryota, Metazoa, Chordata, Aves, Galliformes, Numididae. Gene Ontology annotation, molecular function: chemokine receptor activity. The transcript is spliced from 2 exons. Gene Ontology annotation, biological process: G protein-coupled receptor signaling pathway; immune response; chemotaxis. Gene Ontology annotation, cellular component: membrane. The coding region runs from base 950 to 2158 and encodes 402 amino acids.
AAAACAACUAAAUUAGAAGGAGCACGCUGCCACAUCUGGGGGUGUGAUGUUGCAAACCCAAGGCCAACAGGGAAAAAGAAAUGAGAGGCAAGGAAGACAGGGGUGAAGAAGGAAAGGAUCAUGAGUGGAUGGGGACAAACACACGUGGCAAAAUGGAGAGAAGACAGGCAAAAGAGGCCAGUUCUAAGCAAGCAGCUGGGCUGGGUACAGCCAGUCUGUCUCACCUCCUUACAAAUCCUAUUGCAGCUUUUUUUAGGGGUAGUGUCAGCACUGCAGAGCUGUGUCACCCACACUCCAGGAAAGGCGAAAUAAAGGCAGGGCGGUCACGCUGAGUUCACAUUUCCUGCCUGUCCUCUUGCACCACUGUGAGAGGUUUGUUCCUAGAUGCCUGAGUCAAGCUUCUGGCACAAUGGGAGCUGCCCACCGCGGAGCAGCAGUUCUUGUAAGUGCGUUUUCUCUUUUGCGCUUGUAGAUAAUGGAAAAACCAAAUAAUGGAGAGGUUCCUUUGGGCUGGGAUUAAUUUCAGAGCUCAACCCGUGUAUUUGUUGGGGGGGAUGAAUCGGUUCUUUGCUCUGCAACAUGGGAUACGGUGUGAAUGUCAGUGUAUGGAGGAGGAAUGACACAGCCAGGGGAGAAGAAGCAUCUCGGAGCUGAAAGAGCCCCAGAAGUGGGGGUUGUGGGGUGGCUGCCCCAGUGUGGGUGCAGGGGGUGCUGGAGCUGUUUGGGAAUCUCACUGGAUGUCAGAGCGGGUGGAAAGCUUUGUCUUCCUCCCACGGACGCAUAGUCCAGAGUGCAUCCAGCUGCAGAUGAGUUUCCUCCAAAACAUGAAGCAGAAAAAAAAAAAAAAAAAGCUCAUCUCAUUCCCAGGAAGUUUUCUUUGGCACUGUCAUGCUGUGCAUCCAUAUGGCUGUCAUCUGGUGCCACAUGGUGCUUGCCAAGGUGAGACAGCAUGAAUACAUCACAGCCCUGCCCAAACCAAACUUUCUCUCCUUUUCAGCCACCUGCAGUUACCUGGGAUGGACGUGGGAUCACAACAGGCAGCCACCUGCCAUAUGCAGCUUCCAAGCUGGCAACAGCAACAGCUGCGGCUUUGCUGGAUGGCCAAGAUUACGCUGCCAAUUCGACUGACUACCCCUACGAGUACCUGGAUGAGGAGGACUUCAUGCUCUAUGGCCCCUGCAGCAAAGAAGAGGUGGUCUCCUUUAGCAAAGCGUUCUUGCCAGCUUUUUACACUGUGGUUUUCCUGGUUGGGUUCACUGGGAAUGUUCCUCUAUUUACUGUCCUCAUGUACAUCAGUAAGAAAAAGAAGAUGACAGAGGUGUAUCUGCUGAACCUGGUGGUUUCGGAUUUCCUCUUGCUGCUAACCCUUCCUUUCUGGGUCCUGUUCAUUUCUCAGUGGGUGACCUGGGAUCUGUUGUGCUCAGUCUUAAAUGCCAUGUACAUCAUGAAUUUCUACAGCGGUAUCUUUUUUGUGAGCUGCAUGAGUCUGGACAUGUAUCUGCAGAUAGUUCAUGCUUGCUGUCCUGGCAGCUCCGUGACACGGAAGAAGUCCUUCCUCGUCUUGUUGGUGGCGUGGGUCCUCUCCAUACUCCUCUCCAUUCCCGACGCCCUCUUCAGCAGCACGAAGGAAAUGCACAACAAAACCAUCAUGUGCACUCACGACUACGGCCAGAAACACUUAUUUUGGAAAGUUGUCUUUCAGGUCACCCAAAACAUCCUGGGUUUCCUUUUGCCCUUCCUCUUCAUGGUGUUCUGCUAUUCCCGCAGUGUGUGUGUCCUCACCACGUCUCAGGUGCCUGGCUCCAGAAAAGCACUCCGCUUUGUCUUUACUCUGGUGGCAGUCUUCUUGGUCCUGUGGUUCCCUUACAACGUCGUCCUCAUCCUUCACUCCCUGCAAUACGUUGGUCUGAUCCAGAGCUGCGAGAGGAGUAGGCAACUGGACUAUGCCAUGCAGAUCACGGAGAGCUUGUCCUUCAUCCACUGCUGCCUCAACCCCGUGCUCUACGCCUUUGUGAAGAAACGAUUCAGGUUGUACUUACGGAAGAUCCCUCAGGCUUUCUGUAGGAAGAGCACCUUUGACAUCCAGCUCUCAGAGACAAGCCGCUCUUGCAGCAGACACACUGCUCAGAUAGAAAUGCUGAGCAUCACCAAUACGUGAUAAAUACUUGCUGGCUUUUGCUGUGUGCCAGGGGGAUGCGCUCAGCCAGGCUCACCCCUUUGCCUACCAGGAGGAACAGGCAUUUUUAAGUUGGUCUGACCCACUGGGGGUCAAUGCACUGGGUAUGCCACAUUGAAGUGUACUGAGCAGGACUCUGUGUCUACCCAAGGGAUGGAUCCUUGCUUUGAGAUCAGUUUGAUCAUCGCAGCACCAGAAUUCAGACCAGUAACAGCCAGUAAGAGAGAGAGAAAAACCCAAAGAUGGGUUUUGACAAAGUGAAAAAGCUCAGUGGAGACCAUCGUUAACAGAAGUCAGUUUAACCUCUCCACAGAGUGGCAGCAUGGCCUCAAACUGAACAGCAUGGAUAGCUAUUAGCCAAUGCUUAUAACUGAUGUGGUUUUAAAGUUCAAGGUUACUAGUUUGCUGACCUUUAUUUAAUUGUUCACCCCAAAUGCUUCUGAACUUUAGCUGGGAUUUUUCCAGCCUGGAAAUCAAUUCAGCAUGUGAGUUGGCAAGAACUGUGCAAAUAAAGUUGAUACCUUCAGAGCAAAUACUCAUCACCUUCUUAAUUUUAUUGCUAGGCAGGGUCACUAUAGGACUGAGAAGGGUUUUGAGUAGAACGAGAAAGGUGCAUUUGUUUUCACUGCCAUUAUUGCCAGCAUCACUGCCGUGUGUUUCCAAAAAAGCUGGGAGCUUCCCUCAAGAAAACACUGCAGCAAAUAUUUAGCUGAUGCUACGAUGUGGUCUUCGCUCCACGGGUCAGGUCAGCGGGAGGGAAUGUGGAAGGGAACAACAGCUGGGAAACAAA